Tachysurus fulvidraco (yellow catfish) is the source of this 825-nucleotide messenger RNA. Its product is annotated as legumain-like. Bases 10 to 402 code for a protein of 130 amino acids. The record is from RefSeq and is a predicted model, not a curated record. Gene Ontology annotation, molecular function: peptidase activity. Lineage: Eukaryota; Metazoa; Chordata; Actinopteri; Siluriformes; Bagridae. Gene Ontology annotation, biological process: proteolysis. The transcript has 4 exons.
UAUUCUCAUAUGUCUAAAAGUCCUUUAUCUUUUCUUUCAGUGUAUGCAGUUUCUUCAUGCAGUCCUGAUGGACUCAGCUAUGCUUGCUACUAUGAUCAAAGAUUAAAGACUUGGAUUUCUUCUUGUUUCACUGCUCACUGGCUACAACACACCGAGAAAGUAAAACUCAGCACAACCUCAUUUGGAGAUCAGUUUUCUUACCUCAAGAAAAGGGUCAGCGAGUCUAAGAGUCAAAAGGGAGAUACACAGACACCAUGUAACUACGGUGACAUGAACAUACGCCAUUUAAUGUUGAGUGAAUUUCUUGGUGAAUCACGCAACUCAUCCCAGACCCUGGAAAGAAAAUAUGAUGAUCUUAUACAAGAGAUUCAGGAGCAGCCUGCAGGAUGUGUUGUGGCCUGAAACAGUGUCUUCCUCCUGUAUCAUGACCAGAGGACGAGACCAGCACAAAGACGCACUCAUUCAUCCUCAAUGGCAGCUUUUGUGUCCACAGCAGCAGGGAAACAUCUUGAAGCUGGCGGUGAUGUGUGCUGCAUGCCGACCUGCUGGAACUUUUCACACAGAGACGAGAAAAGCACAUGCUGUGCGGCUCGGUGCGAGUCUCCUGUCUCUUACCUGAACACAGUCUCUGUGUAAACUAACAGUCGAAUUACAAACUGAACUAAUCUGAACCUGAACGUUGGGAAAAUUUUCCUCAGGAUAUUAGAGUUUCUUCAGUUACUUGAUCUGGUUGUAGAAGAGAAAUAAAUCUGGUACUUCAAUACAGGACAGUUCAUGUUUAAGCAGGACAGUUCACACACACACACACACACACACAGACACACA